Molecule: messenger RNA, 6060 nt
Organism: Alligator mississippiensis (American alligator)
Lineage: Eukaryota; Metazoa; Chordata; Crocodylia; Alligatoridae
Gene: ARRB1
Product: arrestin beta 1
Exons: 14
Coding region: 1299-2567 (422 amino acids)
Biological process (GO): visual perception; G protein-coupled receptor internalization; signal transduction
Molecular function (GO): G protein-coupled receptor binding
Source: RefSeq, a predicted model, not a curated record
AGUGGGAUGCGUGCUGCGGACCGCCCAGCGAUCUCUUACACCAGUGCAGCCAGGGUUUGCACCGUGCCAGCUGUGCCCGGGCAGCUGCUGCGGUAGGGGCAGGCAUCCAACCCUGCUCUCCCUGGCAAACCUCCCAUCGAUGGCAGCGUGUGAAGGAUCAGGAUAUCGGGCGGUUGCUAAAGUGCACGAUCAAUUGGAAGUUGGCAUCCCGACAGGCAUGGGAGCCUGCCUCCAUCGAACCCAGCCUGGCUUGGAGCGACCUGGUUUCUGUGCGUGCUGAGGCUGGGGUGGGGGUCCCAGGAAAACCACAGCUCUAGGUGUGAAGGGGGCUCAGGGAACUAUUUUUCCUGUCUGUGAGAAGACUUUGGGAUGUGCAGGCCCAGGCUGCAGCCUGCGGUCCUGGGAAUGAGAUGUAAUGAGCUCCUGGCAGGGUGAGACGUGACUGUUGGAGAGGGACUGAAAGAGUCCAGACCUGUUUGCAUGGCAUACGGCGAGAUCCUUUCCCAGGGAUUUCCUUCUAUUACUUCUUAUCUAUAUGAAAGUAGCACCUGGAAACCCCUGCUGAGAUCAGAGGCCCGUAGCAUUGGUUGCUCUUCACACCACCGGGAGCAGGCCGUGUCCCGAAGAGCCGAACAUCUGGAGAGGCACCGGUUGUGUUGUCCUGCCCACCAUAGAUGCAAGGGGCAAGAAGACUUGCCCAAGGUUGCACGGGAAGCUUGUGGCAGAGCCAGGAACCGGCCCCAGAUCUCCUGUGACUCCGCCAGCCCUUGUGCAAGCCCUUGUGUAAAGUUUUCAGGAGGGCCGAAGGGCCAGAUCCGGAGAGGCAGUUACAGCGGCAACGCCGAGCAUUCAACGCCUAAAAUUUAGGAGCUUGGUUCUGGGCGUGGAGCCCACAAAGCCUGGGGAGGCACCUACCUCCUCUGCACUUUAAAUAGAGAGACAGAGUCACCUGGGCCCUCGACCCACCGAGCCCCUGCUUUACAGUGGGGUAAGAGGCACCACUGGCGCUGCUGGAAACCUGGAGCAAUGUCGUGGAAAGCAAUGGCUUGAUUCAGGAUUAUGCUUCAGAUGCCGGGGGGGCAGGACCCGGUCGAAUGAAGCUGCAUCAGACUGAGGGAGAUGCACCUCUGGCCUGUAUGGUGCAGGCUGGUCUGAAAAGGGCUUUAUCCUCUGGAUGCCUGCUGCUCGCUGCACCCUUUUAAGGUUGAGUUUGGAGAGGUGAAAGACAGGGUGCAGCAAGGAGGCUGCCGAUCCAUUAGGCAGGCCGAGCUAGUGGCAGCAGGCUGCAGAAGCCACAAAUGUGUCUGAAAGGAAAGCCAGAGACCAUGAGAUGUGAAACCUCCCCUCCCCUUGUCCCCUCUCCAAUAGCUAAUGACUGGAGCCCAGGUCCCCUACGCCAGGUCCCGGCAGAAAUCGGAGACGAUGGCGUCGUGCUGGUGGACCCAGAGUACCUGAAGGAAAGGAAAGUCUUUGUGACGCUGACCUGUGCCUUCCGCUAUGGCCGGGAGGACCUGGACGUGCUGGGACUGACCUUCCGCAAGGACCUUUUCGUGGCCAACAUCCAGGCCUUCCCCCCGAUCCCGGAGGAGAAGAAGCCCCUGACGCGCCUGCAGGAGAGGCUGAUUAAGAAGCUGGGCGAGCAUGCCUACCCCUUCACCUUCGAGAUCCCUCCCAACCUGCCUUGUUCUGUCACCCUGCAGCCCGGGCCGGAGGACACGGGGAAGGCCUGCGGCGUUGACUACGAGGUCAAAGCGUUUUGUGCGGAGAACCUGGAGGAGAAGAUCCACAAGAGGAACUCUGUGCGCCUGGUGAUCCGCAAGGUCCAGUACGCGCCGGAGAGGCCGGGCCCCCAGCCCAUGGCGGAGACCACCAGGCAGUUCCUCAUGUCCGACAAGCCGCUGCAUCUGGAGGCAUCUCUGGACAAAGAGAUUUACUACCAUGGGGAGCCCAUCAAUGUCAAUGUCCACGUGACAAACAACACCAACAAGACCGUGAAGAAGAUUAAGAUCUCAGUGCGCCAGUACGCAGAUAUCUGCCUGUUUAACACCGCUCAGUACAAGUGCCCGGUCGCGGUGGAGGAAGCAGAUGACAUGGUGGCUCAGAGUUCAACCUUCUGCAAAGUCUACACCCUGACCCCGUUCCUCGCCAACAACCGGGAGAAGCGCGGCCUCGCCCUGGACGGGAAGCUGAAGCAUGAAGACACCAAUCUGGCGUCCAGCACCCUACUAAGAGAUGGAGCCAACAAGGAGAUCCUGGGAAUUAUUGUCUCCUAUAAAGUGAAAGUGAAGCUGGUGGUAUCCCGGGGAGGCCUGCUGGGAGACCUUGCAUCCAGCGACGUGGCGGUGGAGCUGCCUUUCACACUGAUGCAUCCGAAACCCAAGGAAGAGCCUUUGCACAGAGAGGUUCCAGAGAACGAAGCUCCCAUAGAUACAAAUCUCAUAGAGCUUGAUACAAAUGACGACGACAUCGUGUUCGAAGACUUCGCCCGGCAGAGACUGAAAGGCAUGAAGGAUGACAAGGAGGAGGACGAGGAGGGGACGAACUCGCCCCAGCUGAACGACAGAUAAACAGGCGUCUCCUCCAGGUGCCGCGCGGUUGUUCCCGUAACGCCUGUGCAUUGGGCUUCUUCUCUUUUGUAUGAUUUUUGGUUUUUUUUCUACAUUUACCGGGAGCCUCUGGGUUGUGACAGCACUUCCCCCUUCCAGCUGUGCCAUAGCUAUCACCUGCAUCUCGCUACCUAGGCUGAAGUCUCGUCAGCUGCCUCUGCGGCGCCGAGGGCUGGAUCCUGAGGGGCGCUUGAGCCCGUGCUCCGCGCCCCUCAGGACGGGGCUCCCUCCAGCUCCCGGCCCGCGGGGCGACCGCAGAGCAGCCGGGCUCAGCCCUUUUGUAUGACCUGCAUCUUUUCUGCGUUUGUAGAGUCGGGGGGAUGCCCAUCUUUGUGAUGAGGGAGGAGGGGAUGUCGUGAGCGAUGGGGAAGACGUGGGUCGGAGCCCCCCCCGUGCAGCCGGCAGGGCUGGGCUCAGCAAGUCCCUGCUAACAGCCGGACGGGCUCUUAGCACAGACCCCCGGCCCGCAGCAGGUCACCUGGCAACCCCAAUUCUUCAGCCAGAUGUUUCCCCUCUGGUCUCGGGUGAGGAGGAGCAGGACAGCGUUGCCCGCUGUGCAAGGGAGAGCAGACACAGGUGCAUUAGGAGCGCUGGUUCUCAGGCCAGAGGCCAUGAGGCUGCUACUCCAUCAGCGGCGUGGCUGAUUUUCCAGGUGGUCUCCCCCAAACGCUGAGCUCUGAGAUGACAUGCUCCCACCUGCUUCUCCAUCAUGAGACCAUCUCCUUAAGUGGCUUGCAGGUGUAACCCAGGCCUCAUCCCUCACCACGGCAUCUGCCGUGGAGCCCUGCCAGCAAGGAGCCCCUUAGUGUUAGGGGUAAGUUGCGGGGUGCAGAGAGGCAGACUGGAGCAAACGUGGGUGCUGGAGAGGAAUGGCUCGACUCAGCCACGGGAAACCCGCCCUGCGGUCCCACCUCGUGAUGCUCUUAGCCCUUAGCAGCCUGGAUGGUCUCACGUCCCGCAGAGAGGAGAACAUCUCUGCGGGUCCGGCCUCUCUCCAGUGCUCACCAUCACUCGCGAUGUCGAGCCAAAUCUGCCCCAGUGCAAAGCCACUUAUGGCAGGGCUGCUGCUCCCUGCUCCUUUUGCCCCGGGGAUAUCCGUGGCUUGGGGGCAGGCAGGAAGCUGCUGCAUGGGGUGGAGGGCUGGGUGGUGACUGACAUGGGGCAGUGCAGUGAAGCAGCCCCAUGACUGUCAACCCCACCCCGUGGCCAUUAGCUGAGCAGCCACGUACCACCCUGGGCUGCCUCUGAUGCCCCUGAGACGGGGUUAUGGCGUGUUUUUACCAGGAGGGCUCUGCACGAGGCAUCGGGCUGCUCUCCCAGGGGGCUGAGAGGCAUCGGCUCAUGCAGCAUUUCCCAUGCCGAGGGAAGGGCUUUGGAAAGAGGGUUGGGACCAGUCGGGCGCUGGGUGGGGCUUCCCCAGAGUGUCUCCUGCUUCCCUGCAGCUUUGCUUGAAGGAGGGCAAGAUCUCCAUGAGCCUUGUAGGAGCAGGACUGGGCCCCUAGGGCAGGUCAGCUCUUCUGCAGGCCUCUCUGCAUCGUUGCUUAGUGGAGCAGGCUGCAUCCCAAGGCCAGUAUCUGGUGCACAGGACAAGGAGCAAUGGGCUCAAGUUGCAGCAGGGGAAGUUGAGGUUGGAUAUUAGGAAAAACUUUCUCACCAGGAGGGUGGUGAAAGGUUGGAACAGGUUACCCAGAAAGGCGCUGGACUCUCCAUCCUUGGGGGGUUUUAAGGCCCAGCUAGACAAAGCUUUGGCUGGGAUGAUGCAGUCGGGGCUGGUCCUGCUUGGAGCAGGGGGUUGUACUAGAUGUGAUCUCCUGAGGUCCCUUCCCACCCUCAUUUAUAUAAUCCUACGUGGUGUAGGCUCCAAGCUGAGCAGAUCCUAUGCCUCUGAUCUGAAGGACACUGGGCUGGAAGGUCCUUGGGUCUGACUUGGUCUGGGGCAUCUUAUGCUGCCAAGGGACCCGUGCAACGGGGGGUGAGAAGCAGAGCUGGGGAGCCCACGGGGACUGUGUCACUUUGGAUGUGAAGAGCACAUGGACGGCUCCACGCUGGGCUGAACUCCCGACACUGGGAAUUGCUGGGCACCCAGAAGCACCAACCUGCCAGGAGCCUUUUUGAGACCUCUCUGCAUUGGGUCUGACAUGAAACCAGCAAGGCAAGAGGCUCAGGAAAAACGCAGCCUUUGUGGAGUCCUGCAAAAGGUGUAACUUGGCAUCAGAUCUGAAUAGGAGCACAAGGAGGUUGGGUUUUAAGUGGCUCAGCUGGGGUGCGAGCCAUGGAGCGGAUGCUGUGCUCAUUUGAGGUCGAAUGCAGUGUAAACCCCCUGCGUUACUCCCCAAUGACGCCCACGUAUGUAAGAGCAGGAGGGGAGCUGGCCUAAAACCAAGCUGCUAGACUGGGAAAGCAAAGGUUAGCUUUCAUGUAGACGGGCGUCCAUCCGGAGUGACUCCAUCAAGAAAAGCGGAUGCAAAUGGGGCGGGAGGGGAAACAGCGCUCCGGGGGAGCAAUGCCGUACCCGGCAGCCUUGUGCGGUAGCUUAAUAGCAACAUCUUCAGGCUGGGGAGAGCCAAGCAAAGGGCUGGUACAUAGCAAACUGCAGCGGCACUCCCCAUGUCCCCGCUGCCUGGGGGAAGUCACUGGCAGGUUAGGCAGGGCACGCGGUGCCGGGUGGAGGCAGCGGUGUGUGCAAAGCAAGUGGAAAGGCGGUGGUGUUGGCCUGGGGAGUGCUUGGGAGAAGCUGGGAGCCCGCUGGGCCCGAUGUUGGAAUUACACCAGGGAUGAAUGUGACCAGGUGAGCAUCCCUUAGGGCCUGAUCCUGUGAAACCCCUGAAUAAAAAGACUCUUGUUGACGUCUACAGCCUCCAAAUCGGGCCCUUAGCUGUGCGCAACAGCACAGGGGGGCUUGGGGACCGGCGUCUGCAAAUGCAAGUGGCUGACGGGCCCCGAUCCCAGGUGCUCUUACAGCCACGUGCGCUUGCAGCCGGGCUGUGGGGCCGGUCCCGGCCCAGGGCUCAGCAAUUCCUUGAGGAAUGGCAUUAGGUGAGAGUCGUGAUGGUCCAUCCUCUGGGAUGGGCACCGAGUUCACAGCACUGGGAGCUGGAGAGGCCCUUCAGGCACCCACCGCAACCAUCCCCGAGCCGGCCACGACCUCACCGAGGCCUUGUUCUCCUAAAAAACCCUUUUCCCUUGAAUUAUUCAGCCGUUGCAUCUGGCGUGAAGGCACCGCGAAGACCCAUCUGUACAUACCCAUCACGGGGAAGCCAGUGCGAGACAGAGAGAAAACCAGCCUUUGCUAUUUUUAGGUGACCUACUCGGGCAAUGUGGUACUUUUUGUAAAGUGGUUACUUUGUACUGUUCAUUGAUACUUGCUUCGUUGGGUCCCCUCCUGUAUCCGUGACCGUCCCGUGUUCUGUCAAAUAAAUUAUUCUAGUUUAUUAAACUUGGACGAGAAACCACA